Molecule: messenger RNA, 2766 nt
Organism: Hydractinia symbiolongicarpus
Lineage: Eukaryota; Metazoa; Cnidaria; Hydrozoa; Anthoathecata; Hydractiniidae
Exons: 2
Coding region: 242-2680 (812 amino acids)
Source: RefSeq, a predicted model, not a curated record
ACUUCUGAAACUGAAACAAAAUACAAUGUUGUUGUUGCAGUAUUGCACAAAUAAAUAUUUUAAUAUGUUCUAAUCAAAUUCAAACUCCUGGGUAAUUAACACUUUGUGUCAAUUAGCCAAAAAAUAACUUCUAGAUUUAUUGAUUUAUUGAUUUACGUAUGUCUAAAAUGUUACUCCUUUUCAGAAAAAUAAUUAUUUUCACAGAUAACAACUGAGUUGAUAAAGAACAUACCUAAAGCAUAUGGACCACACAAAAUCAAAACAAGAAAAUUCUGUUGAAUGUCAUAGCAGUGGAAUGAUUGAUAACAACAGAAACAACAAAAUUGAUAUUGAAAAUAAAACUAAAGAGUGUAGCAAUGCUGUCCAUUUAAACAAGGAAAUAUCAGAUGCUGUUCUUAAUGUCAUAAAUGAAAUUGUUUUACAUCAAUGUGACGAAAAGUCUGAUACCUCUACCCCGCAAUUUAACGAAACGAAUGGUGUUGUAUACAGUGAUGCCACCUUCCAUUGUGAUAAAUGUCCACGUAAGAUAAAGCGUAAAGAUAACUUUAAACGACACUACUGGCAAGUUCACAAAAUGCGGUAUCAGGACAAUGCGAUAUUGAAUAAUACAAAAAAUAUUUGUAUUUUCCCGGGAUGUUCUGAAGUAUUUUACCAUAAGUCGAGAAUGAUUGAACAUCUAACAACAGAGCACAAUGUCAGUGUGGAUGUUGAUCACAAAAUAUUUAGUUGUUUUGAUGAUUUCAUAUCUUGGAAAGUUGUAGAAGAAGGCGAGAAUUUUGUUUGCUUUACAAAGCGAGAUGAACGGAAAAUCUCAAGCAAUAUAAGUUACUCUUCUUAUGUGUGUCAACAUGACGGUGUUAGGCAUAAAAGAUCAGCUAAAAAACUAUGCAGAAAGAGUGUCAAAAAAGAUUUAAUUUGUCCAGCGCGAAUGUUAGUACGUCGAACAAUUAAUACUGACAGCAUAUCAGUCAAGUACAUCAAGUCACAUAAUCACAAAAUCACAUAUGAUGACAUCAGAAAACAUCCUCUCCCACAAACUGUCAAAAACGAUAUCAAGGAAAAGCUGCUGCUAAAUAAAUCGGUGGAUGACAUCUUCUCAGAACUGCAUCAGGAAGCCCACGAAGAAGUGUCCAAUAAGGCAAGCACAACUGCUAUUAAAAAAGUACUUGUCAACAAAAACAAAAUCCAGUACAUUAAGAAGAAAUUAAACCUACCAAAAACUACUGAAGAUAAUAAGUUGCUUAUUGAAGAUCGUUUGAAAGCUUUAAGUACUGAAAAUUUCAAUCCUAUUCUCUUGUAUAAACCUGAGGAGCUUGCAAGUGAAACAGAAGAUCCAACACCUGGUCAAGAUAAAGAUACAACUUUCAUUUUUGGACUGCAAACAAAAGAACAAUUGGAUACAUUCCAAAAAUAUGCAGAUAAAAUUGUUUUUCUUGAAUUGAUGCUACCAACUUCAAAUAUUCCAUAUUACAUCUUAACGUUAAAAGUCAUGGAUGAACUCUUUCAGGGAUAUAACGUGGCCCAUUUAAUCACCAAUGUCAAAGAUAAUGAUAUUGUUUACAUAUUUCUUAACGAAAUAAAAUUACGUUGUACCAAGUUAGCUAUUAAUACAGUUAUGACAACACUAGAUGAUUUUGGUGUGAAAGCUUUUACCAAUGUGUUUGGCAAUAAUAUUCAUUUUAUAUUUUCAAAAUGGCACCUUCAUGAAAUGUUAUUUACCAAGUUGUUAACAGAUUAUCCUUUAGAGGAGGAGCUGAGACAUCAAGUCUAUUUCACACUUGUCGCAUUGGUUGAAGAGCUUGAUCAGGAACAGUUUAAAUCAAUUAUAACUGAUUUUGUGCAAUUAUAUGAAGACAGAUGCCCUCUGUUUGUAACAUUUUUAGUGGAUAAUUACCUCAAAAAGCCCGAAAAGUGGGCAUUAUGUUAUCGUGAGUCAUCUUUGCGAUGUUGCGAUGUGGUGAUGCAUGGGAAUGAUUUGCUUCCUCAGUUAAAGUCAAUGAUAAAACUUUCCAAGGACAUUUGCUCCAUAGAUGAGUUACUCCAUGCUAUUCUAAAUAUAAAUCAAGCUGAUUACCUAAAGCACAAGUGUAGACAAGUGUUGAAGGAUCCAUUGAACAGUAACCAUGAUGUUGGAUUAUGUAUUCCUGAUACCGAUGUAAGCAAAAUUUCUGACAAUCAGUGGUUGGUUCUUGUUAAUAACAAGUCAUACGAAGUUAACUGGAAUUUAGAUGGAUGUUUUGAAAUGUUUUGCCAAGUGCGUUGUUUGGAGCUGGUUUGUUUUGGCUUAUGUAAGCACAUGUACACUUGUAGCUGUGGUGAACAGGCCUUAAUAUGUUUACAUGUCCACAAAGUUCAUGCACUGGAAACAGGCGUUUGCAGAUUCCAACGUGUUCGUGAUAACAAAGAAGAAAUUUCCCUUCAAAAACCAAAAUUUAUUCUGCAUAAGCCAGUCAUGUCCAUAUCAAAACCAGUGAAUAGCAGGCUAAAAGCUCUUUUUAAUGUUCAAGAGAAUAUCAAAGUGUUACAAAAACUUAUAGAGGAAUCGUCUGAGGAAGAUCUGAUUGAUGUUAACACUGCAUUACAGUCUUUAAACGACAAGUGCAAGAAAAACAUUGACAAGAGAAAAAAACGCAAAAAGUGCGAGAGGGUAAAAAGCUCUAAAAAGCGUUGUGAAGAGUAAAAUAUUUUUUUAAAAGUAAAAGUGUAUUUUCAAAGUGAAUGUUGUAUCUAUAUAUGUUUGAAAAUAUAUUACAAUCGGACAGCUCA